AUGAAGGAGCAUCAGGAAAGGGUAGACAAAAUACCUGGCGCCCCCAAACUACUACCAAAACACGAUGUGGGCCGAUUCGUCGAACAGCCAUACAGCGAUGGAGCUGCUCCUCACCCCAUUCCAAAAACCUUUAAGAUGCCGCCAUACUUGAAAAUAUACGGAACUACGGACCUAGAGGAUCAUCUAAUCCAUUAUGUCACUGCAGUAAAAGGCAAUGAUCUGUCGAAAGAACAAGUACCUUCUGUGUUGCUAAAAAAGUUUGGCGAGACUUUGACGGGAGGAGCAUUGACGUGGUAUUCCCAGCUACCAGCACUAUCAAUAUCGAUAUUUGAGGAAAUGGCAGAUAAAUUCUCCACCGCCCAUGCAGGAGCAAAGAAGGAUGAAGCAAGGGUCAAUGAUAUCUUCGCCAUCAGGCAUACGGCGGGUGAGGGACUUCGGGACUUCCUGGCCCGAUUCAACAGAGUAAGGAUGAGUCUGCCGAACGUAUCAGAAGGGAUGGCGGUAGCAGCCUUUCAAAAUGGGUUAAACAAGAACGGAUCCAAGGCAACCAAGAAACUGCUCAGCAGACUCAUGAAGUAUCCCCCCACCACGUGGGAGGAGAUUCACAACGCCUACUGUGCCGAGGUAAGGGCAAAUAAGGACGAUUUGAACGGCCCGAUUCAGCGAUUAACGUCAGUGCAGACCGAGGCAAGGAGAGAUCGACGUAACGAGGGGCGAAGGGAUCAACCCCCACGUUUCAAUCGAGAAAGGAAUCAACCCUAUGUCAGAACAGCUAACCCGCCUCCUCCAAGGCAUACGGAUGUCGUGCUACGACACACUGCACCCCUUCGAAGCGAAAGAGGUAUGCCUCCACUAUUAUCUGCUCAUAACUUUUGUGUUUCCCUUUCAGAGAUAGUGUACGCGUUGGAAAAGCUGGGCACAAAGGUGCAAUGGCCGCAAAAAAUGAAAUCGGACCCAAGCACCAGAAGGUCAAACGUCAUCUGCAAAUUCCAUCAGGAAAGAGGACACAAGACCGAGGACUACAUAGGUCUGCGGCAGGAAGUAGUUAGGAUGCUGAAGCAGGGGUACCUGAAAGAACUGCUCAGCGAUAAAUGA
Molecule: messenger RNA, 1095 nt
Organism: Nicotiana attenuata
Lineage: Eukaryota; Viridiplantae; Streptophyta; Magnoliopsida; Solanales; Solanaceae
Exons: 1
Coding region: 1-1095 (364 amino acids)
Source: RefSeq, a predicted model, not a curated record